This is a messenger RNA of Myotis daubentonii (Daubenton's bat), 2896 nucleotides long. RefSeq names its product transmembrane BAX inhibitor motif containing 6 (gene TMBIM6). Gene Ontology annotation, molecular function: enzyme binding. NCBI's taxonomy places the organism in Eukaryota, Metazoa, Chordata, Mammalia, Chiroptera, Vespertilionidae. Gene Ontology annotation, cellular component: mitochondrial membrane. Gene Ontology annotation, biological process: negative regulation of apoptotic signaling pathway; cellular response to unfolded protein; negative regulation of endoribonuclease activity. The record is from RefSeq and is a predicted model, not a curated record.
AGGCGCCGGCCAAUGAGGACUGGUCCUAAAGGAGCUUGGGGCGGGACUUGGUUGGAGGGGCGGACUCAGCGUAAAGAGUCUGAAGCGGACCCUGGGAGUGUCAGAAGCGUUUCCGGUGUUAACAGAGCUUCGUGGGCUCCGGAGAGGCGGCUGAGAAGAGUGGAGACUGUGUCCCACAGACUUUUGACAUCAUGAACAUAUUUGAUCGGAAGAUCAACUUUGAUGCGCUCUUAAAAUUUUCCCAUAUAACCCCCUCCACACAGCAGCACCUGAAGAAGGUCUAUGCCAGUUUUGCCCUCUGCAUGUUUGUGGCGGCUGCGGGGGCCUAUGUCCAUGUGGUCACACAUUUCAUUCAGGCUGGCCUGCUCUCUGCCCUGGGCUCCCUGGGGUUGAUGAUUUGGCUGAUGACAACACCUCAUAGCCAUGAAACUGAGCAAAAAAGACUGGGACUUCUUGCUGGAUUUGCUUUCCUUACAGGGGUUGGCCUGGGCCCUGCUCUGGAGUUUUGCAUUGCCAUCAACCCCAGCAUCAUUCCCACUGCCUUCAUGGGCACAGCAAUGAUAUUCACCUGCUUCACCCUGAGUGCACUCUAUGCCAGACGCCGUAGUUACCUCUUUUUGGGAGGUAUAUUGAUGUCAGCCAUGAGCCUUAUGCUCUUGUCUUCCCUGGGGAACCUUUUCUUUGGAUCCAUUUGGCUUUUCCAGGCAAACUUGUAUUUGGGGCUGAUGGUCAUGUGUGGCUUUGUCCUUUUUGAUACUCAACUCAUUAUUGAAAAGGCUGAAAAUGGAGAUAAGGAUUAUAUCUGGCACUGUGUUGACCUCUUCUUAGACUUCGUUACUCUCUUCAGAAAACUCAUGAUGAUCCUGGCUAUGAACGAGAAGGACAAGAAGAAAGAGAAGAAGUGAAAUGACCAUCCAGCCUUUCCCAUUUUGGCUUCCACUCCCUCCGCCCCCUCAUUUUCUCUUUGCACACAUUACAGGUGGCGUGUUCUGUGAUAAUGAAAAGCAUCAGAAAAGCUUUUGUACUUUGUGGUUUUCUCUAUUUUGAAAUUUUUGAUCAAAAAACUGAUUAGCAGAAUAUAGUUUGGAGUUUGGCUUCAUAUUCCUGGAGUUCUUCCCCACUCUUUUCCGUCAUCCCCAUCCCUAGCUUCUUAAGAACCUCCACUUAGGCAGCCAGUCCACCGUGGUGAGGAGUGGAACCCGCAGAGGGAGACAACCCAGGAGUCCGCUUUCCGGCUGAGCUGUACCACGUGGAUCUGAACUGUUUGGUAGCGCCACCUCGGCCCUUCCUUCCUCAGCGCUGGUUGGUGCCAGUUCCUAUGGGACUGGGCGGUGUAUUUUCCUUUGGAAGGAAGCUUGCUGGUCCUGUUGUUACUCUGGCUCGUUCUAUCUGAGCUUCAGUCCACCCCUACAAAGAACAUGAAGAGCCUCCUCUGGUGGAUGCUUUGCCUCUUCUGAGCUGCCCAAAUCACUGCUGGUCUGGCACACACACCUGCCUGCCUUGCCAUCACAAAAGGAAUGCGGAUCUCUGUGUUCUCUUACCUGUCUCUUGUCUGACCCUCAGGGAAUCUGCCUGCUUUCCAUCCCCAGCUGGGAGGACUUCAGCCCAAAGGAAGACUGUUCAUGUCAGGCAGUUAUGAAAGGCUGAUUAUUUAUGGCAAGGUAGAGCCUAGAAUUCCCAAAUUUCCCCUGGCCUUUAUUUUAUUGGUUACCACCUUAGUUGCUGAGUGGCCUCCACCAGAUGGCUGUGAUGAAAGAUCCCAGGAGAGGAAGGACAGGGGAGGGUAAUGGUUGAGCCUCUACUAAUCCUGUCAGAUAAACCUAGAUAAAGGCUUGUUUGGGACAAAAUCUCUACUGAGUGAUUAUUUGUUCAGAUCAACAGAAUGGGGCUGUGAUGACUUGGGAGGCAGCAUAAGGGUUCUUUGGUGCAUUUUUGUUAUCUCCCACCUGGUAAUGUCCUACCUAAUUAUAGAAGGUGUCAAGCCAGAAAUUUUGGCAGGAGAUAAUGUUUAUUCUACGCAUGCAUUUUAGUUUUUGGCUGUACACCUCUUUCCAUAAAUCUGCAGUUUUCCUGGCAGGGCCCAGGUGACCAAACCUGCAAGACACCCGAUUCCCUGCAGCGUUUUGGUCACAAGUGGAGGGAGGGCAGUGCUAAUAGGACGCCCCCUCCUUCCCUGUGGGCUACGCAGUCAGCUGACACAGAUGGACAGGCCUUGGAGCAGUUGUGGCUCUGGCUACUCACAGGGCUUCAGUGUAAGGGGACUGAGCCGUUGAAAGCUUAUUGCCAGUAAGACACCAUUUUUGGCCCUGCCUGUUCACACCCAGUACAGUUUGACCCAGUGCCUACUGAUUUGCAGUGCACCAUAUUCCUGAGCCAUCCCAUGAAAAGAUUCAUUCCCAGGCUGUGUGUAUUCCCAGGGUGGCAUGACACCCAGAUGGCUCACUUCCACGGAGGAUGCCGCCCUUUGAUUUAGUGCUGCCUCCAGCCUCUGGCUUGAGAACUUACUAAAGGGACUUCCCAUUAAACCCCAGUAGCAACUCCAUUAAAUUUGUUGAUUCUCUGCUAGGUCUGAGAAUGAGUUACAUCUCUUGAAGCCAAACUCCACCUCUUGUGCUUUUAUGCUUUGGAUAAAGGAGUUUUUCUUUAGAAACAGUGCCAAGAAUGACAAGAUAUUUUAAAAAAAAUUAAAAAAAAUACUUUUAAAGAAAAUGUCUAACAGGUUUUUAAACCAGUAAUCACUGUAAUUACCACUUUCUUUUCUAGUUCAUUGGUUUUCAGCUCAGGCUGCAUUCUCUAACUCAUACUGUGAAGACAAAGGUGUUUUUGAUCAGAAAUAUAUGAAAUCUACAUAGUCUUAAUUUGUAAAAAAAAUAAUAAAGAAAAUUCCUUAACCUUU